Messenger RNA from Caenorhabditis bovis, 435 nucleotides. Lineage: Eukaryota; Metazoa; Nematoda; Chromadorea; Rhabditida; Rhabditidae. The record is from the annotation of a GenBank genome assembly.
AUGAAAUUGAUAGAUGACACGUCGCCGUCGUCGAAAAAUCCAAAACUCGAGUUUGGGUCGAACGACGAUGGGGAUGAUGACGAUGAGAAAGACGACGACGAUUUGCCCAUGAAUCGAAUGCGGCGUGCAUUUGGCCGAACCGACUAUCUGUUGCCCGAAAACUUUAAGACUCUUCGACGAGCCGACAUCCCGGUGACCUAUCGACUUCAUGACGAUCUUCUACGAUAUUACAGGAAAGGGACCCGACCGGUCACACAUCCGAAAAAGGUCAUCUCAGUGUCAAUGAGCGUGUUUUUAUAUCAAAUUGUGAAAUUGGAUGCCGUCAAAAACACAAUUAGUCUCUCCGGAAGUUUUGAGCUGGUGAGUUUUAUUCGAUUUUUUGUGGUUUCACCGGAACCAGAUCGGUCAAAUAGUCGAAGAUCUUGCGGUACCUAA